AAAUAAAACCAUUGUACGGUCAUUCUAUUUCUAUACAUGUAUACAUGUGUGUCUGAUACAAAAUAUUGUAAAUCUUACCUGAACUAGUCUGGUGAAGAUUCCUGUAAGAUUUAUUAUUACUUGUUCAGCUUAAAUAAAUAUGAAUGCAUCUUUUACACACAAAAAUGAUAUAAUAGCUAAAUACAACACCUUUUAGAUGACAUACAACUUAAUUAUUAAUUAUCUUUUAGAAAAAAUAAUACAAAAGCAAAAACAAAAACAAAUGUAUUUUCUAUAGUUUGACCUUUUUUCCAGAUGGCUGAAGCCUGUGUGAACACCAGUAAAUUACCAAUACAGUGUCCGGUAUGUCUUGACACUUAUCAAAGACCACGUACAUUACCAUGUUUGCACUCGUUUUGUUCCACUUGUCUCCAUAGUCACAUAACAAACGCUGGCCAGAACGCGCACUUUUCUAGCUUUCUUUGUCCUGUUUGUCGAGCUAAUACGAGACCACCACGCCCUUAUUCUGGGAAAGACACAUGGACGGAGCAAUUUCCUAUAAAUCAUUGGAUAGUAUCAGUCAUUGAUGAAGCCACUGUUACACAACAAGAUGACGCAAUAUACUGUGAUUUACACCCAGACUCCAAAGUUAACCUGUAUUGUUUCGAUCAUGAGACUGUUUGCUGUCCGAUGUGCGUUGCGACUGCACACAGAAAAUGCGAUCAUGUUGACGAGAUAGAAAAAGUAUUAGCGUUAUCUGAUUAUGAACACGAACGACAGGAACUUGUAGCGAACAUUAAACAUUCGGAAGACGUUCUUACAGACCUUGCGGCUAAAUGCGCACUUGCUGAUAGUAAUCUUCAAAUUGAUAAAGACAAAAUGACCAACGCCGUUGAAAAAGAAUAUACAGCAGCUGUAGAACACUUGGAUACAUUAAAACAAUCAGCAAUGGAUAAAGUUGAACAGAAUUGUAGACUCCUAUCAAACGAAAUACUUACCAAAAAACUAAUCUGUAAUAAAGGAAAACAAACUUGUAAACAAGUUAAAGACAUGUUAAUGGAAACUAGAGAAAGAAAUACACCCUUUGCAAGUUUUAUACAGUCCAUUUCUGCCCAAAACCCUUUAAAAAGAAAGCGUUUUAUGUCGUUUUUCGAAUGA
Molecule: messenger RNA, 1137 nt
Organism: Ruditapes philippinarum (Manila clam)
Lineage: Eukaryota; Metazoa; Mollusca; Bivalvia; Venerida; Veneridae
Product: tripartite motif-containing protein 59-like
Exons: 1
Coding region: 295-1137 (280 amino acids)
Molecular function (GO): zinc ion binding
Source: RefSeq, a predicted model, not a curated record